AAAGCAACUUUCCCCAGCUGGCUUAGGUCAAGAUUUCUUUUCUUGAGACAGCUGGCAUGCCAUAUAUAUAUAUAUAUUUGAGAGAGAAGGAACGUGGGAAUCUGGGAGCAAAAAAGGAACCGGUGGCAGCACAGAAUGACACCCAUUGGGCUGGCCUUGGUUAGUGGUUGGGCCAAGUCCCACCCCAGUCCUGCCCACCGUCCCUGGUUCCCACCCUCCUGCCUGCCUCCUGGAGUUGAAAAGGGCUGCUUGGGAACUCCUGACAGCUCAGAGGCUCACCCACGCAGAGCCACAAAGCACAGGAGAAGCCCUCUCUGAGCUGGAGGACUCCUUUUCUGCCAAGCUGCCAGUCCCAGGAAGAAGGACGAAGGGACAGAACAAGGCAAGACAGCACCUUUGGCUGGACCUGGCAAGCAUCUGGGAAUUCCUGGUCACAGAGGGACAGAAGUCUUUCUUUCCGCUUUGCUUUCCUGGAGUUGGGAAAAGAAGCCCAGAGGUCAGAAGGUCUUUGCUUCUAUAUCCUAUCCCAGCUGGAUGGGCCCCUUCCCAUCCUUCUGCCGGGCACCUGACUUUGCACCCUAAGCUACUAGUCUGCAGUGUUGUUGUUGUCACUGUUUAAUGCCAGGGCUGUCACCACCAACACCACCUUCCUGAGCUGUUCUCCCUCCUGCGUCAGCUGGAAACAGAGGAAAACUCAGCCUUCCAACUUUGCCCUCUCCAAAUUUGCCAAAUCUUCUCCUCCUGGUUGGAGACGGAAACCCCUGAGUCCCACUCCUCCCCCCUCCUUGCCCCCUUGCUCCCAAAGCCCCAGCAGUGGGGGCAGUUUGUGCCAAUGCACCCCCCGCAAGCCCCUCCAAGCCCCACCGUGCCAACCCUCCCAACUCCCUUACCCAAGGACUGCAGCAACCUUACCCAGCUCCAUCAAGAUGGCAACCCAGCAGUGAGCUCCUUCAUGUUUGCAGCCGGGGUGGUGGGCAACGUGGCGGCUUUGGCCAUCCUGGGGGUCCACCGGAAAGAGCUGCGGACCAAGACCUCCUCCUUCUGCAUUCUGGUGACUGGACUGGCUGUCACUGACCUGCUGGGCACCUGUGUGGUAAGUCCCAUUGUUUUUGUGGCUUACUCCCGCAAUGCCACCUUGGUGGGUAUGGUGAAUGGGAAAAGCUGGCUCUGUGACCUCUUUGCUUUCUCCAUGAUGUACUUUAGCCAGGCAGCCAUGUUCAUCCUCUGUGCCAUGGCUGUGGAGCGGUGCCUUGCCAUCAGCUACCCCUACUUCUACUCCCAGCACAACAUCCGAAGGUGGGUGAAGCUCUCGCUGCCGGCCAUCUAUGCCUUCAGUGCUUUUUUCUGCAGCUUGCCCUUCCUGGGGAUUGGGAAAUACAAGCAGUACUGUCCAGGGACAUGGUGUUUUGUCCAGAUGGAUGUAGACAAGAGGACAGGGAAGCCGCACGAUGCUGCCUUCUCGCUCUCCUAUGCCACCCUGAUGGCCAUCCUCAUCUUGGCCAUCUUUCUCUGCAAUGGUUUGGUCAUCAUCAGUCUCUGCCAGAUGUACCGCAAGCAAAAGGCCCGUCGGCGUGGCUCCAUCAACGUGGCCCAGCGCCGUCGCAAGAGCUGGUUCAGCCGCGGUGAGGAAGAAGUGGACCACCUCAUCUUGUUGGCUCUCAUGACGGUCAUCUUUGUGAUUUGCUCUUUGCCCCUCACGAUCCGUGCCUACAUUGGCGGCCUCAACCCAGACCAUAAAGAAGAUGAGGACAUGAUCGCCUUCCGCCUCAGCGCACUCAACCCCAUUGUUGACCCCUGGCUGUUCAUCAUCUUCCGCAACACUGUCUUCCGCAGCCUUAAGAAUUUCUUCUGUGACCACCGGUGGUGGCCUUAUUGGCCCAGGACACCAAAAGUAUCUGCCACGUUUGGCAUGCAGGAUGGCAUCCCAUUCCAAGACCAUUCUGUGUGCUGAAAGCAGACGUUGCCUGAGCUACAAAGCUGGGGCAACCUGGCAACGCAAGGUAUGGUUCCUCCUGCUGUGGAAGGAGGAGAAUUGAGUGAAGAUGAAGAGCAGGAGGAAUGACCCUCCAGCCAUCUCAGGAAGGAUCUGGGAUCUGGUGGAAAGGCAAGGUUCUUGUUGUAGCAGAUGGGAAAGUCAAUGCAUGUUCCUAGACCACAAGAAGCCCACGCCUAUUCUAGCAUCUCCAGCAGGAACUCUUUCCCAUGGGAAUGCUCUGCAUCGUGUCUCAUCCUCAACCCCCCUAAAGAGAAAGGAGAUGGGAGGCCAAGUUCAAAUGGUUCACGAAAUUCAACCACCGAGAAGGGACUGAGAAAAAGGAUGUGAAAGAACAGAGAGACAGACUGAUGGCCGGCUUGAACAUGACCUCAUGGGUUACCCGCAUGUACCCAUAGUCCCUGCAUCAUUUCAUUGCUAGCGUACCAAAGCAGACGCUGGCUAUUGGGGGUGCUUGACCUUGUUAUGCUUUCAGUGUCUGUUAUAGUUAAGCACACAGGAUUUUGACUGGUUGCAAAGAGAAGCUGUGAAUUUCUGAAGUUGUAGAAAUAAAGGAUGAGUUGAUAUCACA
Sceloporus undulatus (fence lizard) is the source of this 2564-nucleotide messenger RNA. It is a transcript of the gene PTGIR, whose product is annotated as prostaglandin I2 receptor. Bases 833 to 1951 code for a protein of 372 amino acids. Gene Ontology annotation, molecular function: prostacyclin receptor activity. NCBI's taxonomy places the organism in Eukaryota, Metazoa, Chordata, Lepidosauria, Squamata, Phrynosomatidae. The transcript has 2 exons. The record is from RefSeq and is a predicted model, not a curated record. Gene Ontology annotation, biological process: positive regulation of cytosolic calcium ion concentration; inflammatory response; negative regulation of smooth muscle cell proliferation. Gene Ontology annotation, cellular component: plasma membrane.